GUUCCAUUCCCGUCCAACAGGUGGCGAAAAUGCUCAGUUCAUGGUCACAUUUACACAGACCGUUAAAAUAAAGCGUAGAAGAAGAACGCACCCGGAAGCGACUCCGGAAGUGUGAAUGUUGUGUUGUCAUUUCUUACGAAGAUGUCUGGACACGAUCACUUGUCUUUCUGCUUGUGCGAUUUAAUCAGAUUGAUGUGGUCAUUGCUCUUGCCAUGCUUUUACCUGUGUCUGUUCCUGACGGGAGUGCUUUUCCUGUUCAUCAUUGGGAUUCGCACUUGGCUUCAGUCUGGCAGGAAAGCACGCCGAGCUCAAGAUGGACGACCCGCUGUCGCCUUCUUCCACCCGUACUGUAAUGCAGGAGGUGGAGGAGAAAGAGUGCUCUGGUGUGCCAUUCGAGCCCUGGAGAACAGGUACAAAGAUGUAGAUUUCGUCAUCUACACAGGUGAUCAGGGUGUUACGGGCGAGCAGAUCAUGGAUGGUGCUCGUCGCCGCUUUAACAUCCGCCUGCCACGUCCAGUUCGCUUCAUCUUCCUGAAACAUCGGCUUUUCGUGGAGGCCAGUCUCUAUCCCCACUUCACCCUGCUGGGCCAGAGCAUCGGCUCGCUCUUCCUGGGCUGGGAGGCGCUCACGGCCUUCACGCCUGAUCUCUACAUUGAUUCUAUGGGCUACGCGUUCACGUUGCCCAUCUUCCGUUAUCUUGGUGGAUGCAGCGUGGCGAGCUACGUACACUACCCCACUAUCAGCACAGACAUGUUAUCAGUGGUCCGUGACAGAAACCCCAGGUUCAACAAUGCAGACUACAUCAGUAAUAACCCCAUUCUGAGCGCCAUUAAGGUGGUGUAUUACUGCGCCUUUGCCCUGCUGUACGGUCUCGCCGGCUCCUGCAGUGACGUGAUCAUGGUCAACUCUACUUGGACUCUGGGUCACAUCCUGGCACUGUGGCGUGCCCCGAACCGCACCAGUGUUGUUUACCCACCCUGCGAUGUCCAGGCUUUCCUUGACAUCCCCCUGGAGAAGGAAGGAGAAGACAAAGACAAAGACAGGAAGUGCCACACCAUAGUAUCUGUGGCCCAGUUUCGACCAGAGAAAGACCACCGGCUGCAGAUCAAAGCCUUCCGAAAGCUUCUGGACAGACGUGGGGAGGGGCCUGGCAAGAGGGACCUGGUGAAGCUGGUGCUAAUUGGAGGAUGCCGGAACCAGGAAGAUGAGGAUAGGGUGUUGAUGCUGAGGGGGUUGUGCCAGGAGCUGGGCGUGGCCGAUAGGGUGGAGUUUAAGCUGAACAUCCCAUUUGAGGAGCUGAAGAAGGAGUUGGGGGAUGCUACGAUCGGGCUGCACACCAUGUGGAACGAACAUUUUGGCAUUGGUGUGGUUGAGUGCAUGGCUGCUGGGACAGUGAUUCUGGCCCACAGGUCUGGUGGUCCUAAGUUGGAUAUUGUGGUACCGUUUGAAGGUGGCAUCACAGGUUUCCUGGCUGAUGAUGAAGAAAGCUACGCUGAUGCCAUGGAACGCAUCUUCACCAUGACGCCAGCAGCACGACUCGAGACCCGGCGUCGGGCGCGACAGUCCGUGAGCCGCUUCUCCGAUCAGGAGUUUGGGGCAUCCUUCUUGGCUGCCAUGGAGAGUCUGAUGGGCACUUUGGAGCGAUGAAGUUUGAAGAGCAUGCUGCUUGUCUCAUUCAGAACUCAUUAUAACUGACUUCCUGUUAAGGGACUGAUUUGUGCAUAGUGCGAAUGUUUACUUCCCCCCUGCAGAUUGUAGACUGUUCUUUUGAUUAUGGUGUUUUUAGAAAACUGAGAUGUAUUGUGUUUAAGACAGAUGGUGUUUUCAACUGAAGGAGUUUAAAUACUACAGAAAUUCUUCAGUUUAAUGUAGCAUUGCGCUUGACCUACCUAGCUCACAAACCCACUUUCGUAACUUGACCUUUCAACUGAUCCAAGACUAACCUUAAAUAAGAGAGUAAAAAAAAAAAAAAAUCAAAACUGCCCUCUGAUCAGCUGUAAUUUUUUUUAGCACACUUGGCACGGUGAAGCUAAAAUGUCUAGAGUCCAGUGAGCAUGCUGCAAACAAACAAACCGACUGUUUGGUUUGUUUCAAAACACAGUACUGUUUCUCACACUUUGCAUCUUCACGUUUGUCUUGGUCUUAUUUUUUGGUCUCAUUUCUGCCCGGGUCAGAGGCCGUCUUUCCAAAACGUCCGCUUUUCUCUUAAGAUAGACGCCUUACAUGAUGAACAAGCAUUUUCUUCUUUUUAUAUUUGAAGACUUGAUGUGAAUAAUGAAUAUUUUUGGGACAGAGUAUAUGUAUUAACUUGAUUCAUUAGACUUAUUUAUAAGGAUAUUUACAAUAAAUGGUUUGAGGAAA
This is a messenger RNA of Clarias gariepinus (North African catfish), 2361 nucleotides long. RefSeq names its product ALG11 alpha-1,2-mannosyltransferase (gene alg11). Gene Ontology annotation, molecular function: GDP-Man:Man(3)GlcNAc(2)-PP-Dol alpha-1,2-mannosyltransferase activity. Lineage: Eukaryota; Metazoa; Chordata; Actinopteri; Siluriformes; Clariidae. The transcript is spliced from 5 exons. Gene Ontology annotation, cellular component: endoplasmic reticulum membrane. Bases 142 to 1647 code for a protein of 501 amino acids. The record is from RefSeq and is a predicted model, not a curated record. Gene Ontology annotation, biological process: protein N-linked glycosylation.